AUGCAGCUGAGCAGGCACAAAGCCAAGAAAUUCAUCUGCGAUCGAUACAUGCACUACUUCGGAUCUACCGAGAAGUUGGAGGUGCAUUCGCUGGACUGCGGGCAGAUAAACAACUGCGCCAUUCUGCUGCCCAGCGAAGGCGACAAUCUGCUCAAUUUCAGCAACCACGAUAGGAAGGAGCGGCUCCCUUUCGUGGUAUAUGCAGAUCUGGAGUGCAUCAUCGCAAAAACGUUGGACAACCAAGCGGAUAUUUUUGAAAAUUUUCGCGAAAGUUGUAUCAAGAGCUACGGAUUAGAUUCAGCGCAUUACUAUACUCUACCUGGUUUCACAUGGGAUGCAAUGCUAAAACAUACCAAAAUUACAUUCGAAUUGCUCACAGACAUCGAUAUGGUCAUGUUUAUCGAACGCGGUAUACGCCGGGGCUUAAGUCAAUGUUCCGGAAGAUACGCACAUGCCAAUAACAAGUACAUGUCAUCUUACGACGCAUCGGAAGAGUCAUCGUACUUGAUGUACUUUGACGUGAACAAUUUGUAUGGAUGGGCAAUGUGUCAGCCUCUACCAUACGCUAAAUUUCAAUGGGUCGAAGAUGUUGUAAAUUUUGACGUAUCUUCAAUCGGUGUCGAUUCGCCCACGGGAUACAUUCUCGAGGUAGAUCUGGAAUAUCCGCAACGUCUGCACGAUGCUCAUGCAGAUCUGCCGUUCUGUCCGACGCGUGCCAAACCACCUGGCAGCAGGCAGGACAAGUUACUCGCGACGGUAUACGAUAAGCAGCGUUACAUAAUCCAUUAUCGCAACCUGCAGCAGUGCACGCGUCACGGUCUUCGUAUUACAAAGAUACACCGCGUGCUUCAAUUCGCUCAAUCUCCCUGGCUCCGCGAUUACAUCGAACUCAACACACGAUUUAGAACAAGCGCGACAAACGACUUUGAAAAGAAUUUGUACAAAUUGAUGAACAACGCAGUAUUCGGUAAAACUAUGGAAAAUGUACGAAACCAUGUGGAUGUAAAACUUGUGACACAUUGGGAAGGGCGAUAUGGCGCGGAGGCAAUGAUCGCGAAACCGAAUUUCCACAGCAGAAGUGUUUUUUCGGAAAAUUUAGUAGCUGUUGAAUUGCGAAAACUCGAGGUGAAAUUCAACAAACCGAUAUACGUGGGUAUGUGCAUUCUGGACAUAUCAAAACUUUGUUUGUAUGAAUUUCACCACGAGUACAUGUCUCCUAAACACGGGCAAAAUUGUAAAAUUCUAUACACCGACACUGACAGUCUUAUUUAUCACAUUCGGUGCGACGAUAUCUACGAGUCUAUGAAGCACAAUAUCGAUAGAUUCGACACAAGCGAUUAUCCUACCGACAAUCCAUAUAAUAUGCCACGCGUAAAUAAGAAGGUUCCGGGGCUGAUGAAGGAUGAAAAUAACGGUGCGAUAAUGACUGAAUUCAUAGGUCUUAGAGCGAAAAUGUAUGCACUUCGCGUAGACGGCAAAAAAGAUACGAAGAAGGCGAAAGGCGUCAAGACCAACGUCAUAGCCAGAACGAUAACUUUCGUCGACUACGCGCAGUGUUUGCGAUGA
Colletes gigas is the source of this 1566-nucleotide messenger RNA. RefSeq lists its product as uncharacterized. Gene Ontology annotation, biological process: DNA replication. The coding region runs from base 1 to 1566 and encodes 521 amino acids. Gene Ontology annotation, molecular function: nucleotide binding; DNA-directed DNA polymerase activity; DNA binding. NCBI's taxonomy places the organism in Eukaryota, Metazoa, Arthropoda, Insecta, Hymenoptera, Colletidae. The record is from RefSeq and is a predicted model, not a curated record. The transcript has 3 exons.